Messenger RNA from Ixodes scapularis (black-legged tick), 645 nucleotides. RefSeq lists its product as uncharacterized. The record is from RefSeq and is a predicted model, not a curated record. Bases 1 to 645 code for a protein of 214 amino acids. The transcript has 5 exons. Lineage: Eukaryota; Metazoa; Arthropoda; Arachnida; Ixodida; Ixodidae.
AUGGCAGCCUUCAGUGUAACCACUGAUAACAACUUCAACGGCAACGGCGAGCACGACUACAGCGGGAAAGACUACCACGGAGAGAAAGAAUACGAACAUAAAAAAUACUGCAACAACAACGAUGGCGCACUGCCGAAGAAGACGAUUUUGUGUACUUUUGGAAUUGUCCGGAGGAACUAUCAAGGGGGGCCCCAGGAAGGCCUCUGCGACAUAAUUUUCUGGGACUACUUCUACAACUCUGGGAGGGGCACCUUUCUCAACCGCAGCUCAGCCGGGUGGCAGUGGUUUCUGGAAUUUGCCCGGAACGACAGCGGAGCCACCCAAUUCGGAAUAGGAAUUGACCACGGCAAUGUGCUUAAAGCAUACAACGACCUAAACGAUGUCACUGGUAUCAGCACAUUUAACGACUUAUGGGACAUGAACAUCCGACAUUACGGACUGCUCAAGUUACAAGUGCAUGACGCUUUCGUCACCAAAAGAAGUACCUUCCAGGACUACUAUACUCUUUUCAAGAAACUGAGAGACCUCCAAGAAGUGAGCAGAGCCAGGGACGUUCGAAAAUAUGGAUGCAUCAUCCUCGGAGUCGGCCUCUUGGCUCCCAGGAGAGGCGAAGUCUACGACUACUUGGAAGAACUUCUUCGGUAA